CAGAAGGCGGCGGCGGCUGCGGCGGCCAGGGCGGCGGCGGCGGCGAGGAGGGCGGCGGCGGGGGAGAGCGGGACGGCGGCGGCGAGGGGGAAAGGCGGCUCGACGGUGACGGCGGGGAAGGCACCGGUGAAUGGAGCUGACAAGGCUCCGAAGGCCGCUGACGUCAACGGCGCCGGGAAAAAAGAUGAUGCCGCAAAAGCUAUUAGCGGAAGCGCAGCGACCGCCGUAAGUCCCAAGGCGCCGUCAACAACGUCGACGCCGCCGCUGGUUAUUAUCCAGCAGCAACCGGUGUUGCCGCUGGCGGCCGGCGGCGUCACGCCGUUGUUGAGUGCCGUACGGCUAAACCUCAUGCCGCCAGCGAAACAAGGCCUGGAGUACGGCGACGUGUUCCAGUACGACAGCUCGUCCAAGGUGCUGGAAGAUAUGCGGUCGGAUCCAGCCUAUGCGGAGAUCCUGGCGGCGGCAGCGGAGGCGGCGACGUUGCCGCUGACGGCGACGGUGACGUCAGGUUGUGGUUGCGACGAUGGGGCUGCCGCGGCGUCGGAGGUCAGGGCGUCUCCAGAGGAUGUGGAGAUGGUUGAUGAAUCGGGGGCGGCGGCGGGUGAGGAGGCUGUUGCACAGGCAGUGGAGGCGGCAGCGGAGGCGAAGGCGCAUGAAGGGGACAUGGCGGCAGUGGCGGAGGUAAAAACGCGAGCGGAGGCACCGGGGACGGACGAGGUGGUGGAUGCGGCUGCAAGGGUGACGACGGCGGCGGAAGCAGCACUGUCGCCGGCGGCGGCACCGGCGGGGACGGCACCUGCGGCGGCGGCGGAAGCGAGUCCAGAGCGCCCAGCUGCUGCUGCUGCUGUUGUGGAGGUGUCUGCAGCGGCGCGGGAGCAGGAGGUCCCGGCGGUCUUGGCGGGUGGCGACAGACGUCUAGCCGAGCUGACCUUCCUAGGCACCGCCUCCUCUCAGCCCUCCAAAUUCCGCAACGUCUCCGGCUGCUACGUCGAUCUGUUUGACCGCGGCGGGCUGCUCGUAGACUGCGGAGAGGACGCCAUGGGGCAGAUGAAACGUCGCUUCGGGCCGGAAGACGCGGAGUCGCGACUGCUUGCGGUGGAAUUGGUGUGGAUCAGCCACAUGCAUGCCGACCAUCACGGUGGCUUGUACCGGCUGUUGGAGUGGCGGGCGAGGCGCGGAGCGCCACCGUUGGUGGUUAUCGGGCCGUACAAGCUAUUCGACGUGUUACUGCGGUACAGCGCUGUCGUACCCAUGCAGUUUGUGUUCGUGUCGAAUGCGGCUCUGGCCCGGCCGGAGUGCUGUCGGCCGCUGCCAUGGCAGGUGGCGGAGGCGCUGCAUGGGGCGCAGGAGAGGCUGGGGUUGGCGGCGGUUGCACCGUUCCCCGUGGAGCACAUCGCGGAUUCGUACGGGCUGCGGCUGGAGGGGCGCGCGGGCUGGUCGGUUGUGUUUUCGGGGGACACGCGGCCGUGCACGCAGACGGUGGCAGCUGCCCGCGGCGCCACGUUGCUGGUGCAUGAGGCGACCUUUGAGGAGAGCAUGGCGGGGGAGGCGCGAGCCAAGCGACACAGCACCACUGCUGAGGCGGUGGCGGUGGGCGAGAAGGCCGGCGCCUACCGUAUCCUGCUGACCCACUUCAGCACCCGCUACCCCACCCUGCCGGAGCUGGACCUGCGGCCGCACCCCCGAGUGGCGGUGGCCAUGGACCUGAUGCGGGUGAACCUGGCGGACCUGCCCGGGCUGCCGGCGCUGGUGCGGCCGCUGGGGCUGCUGUUCAGGAAGCUGGAGGAGGACAAGGGGGCGGACGGGGAGGAGGAGGAUUGAAAAGGAGGAUUGAGGGGAG
Messenger RNA from Astrephomene gubernaculifera, 1840 nucleotides. NCBI's taxonomy places the organism in Eukaryota, Viridiplantae, Chlorophyta, Chlorophyceae, Chlamydomonadales, Astrephomenaceae. The record is from the annotation of a GenBank genome assembly.